Messenger RNA from Penaeus monodon (black tiger shrimp), 1344 nucleotides. RefSeq names its product periaxin-like. The transcript has a single exon. The record is from RefSeq and is a predicted model, not a curated record. NCBI's taxonomy places the organism in Eukaryota, Metazoa, Arthropoda, Malacostraca, Decapoda, Penaeidae. Bases 1 to 1344 code for a protein of 447 amino acids.
AUGCCCCGAUGCCCGUAUGCCCCGAUGCCACGAUGCCCCGAUGCCCCGAUGCCCGUAUGCCCCGAUGCCACGAUGCCCCGAUGCCCCGUAUGCCCCGAUGCCACGAUGCCCCGAUGCCCCGAUGCCCGUAUGCCCCGAUGCCCCUAUGCCACGAUGCACCGAUGCCACGAUGCCACGAUGCACCGAUGCCCCGAUGCCCCUAUGCCACGAUGCACCGAUGCCCCGAUGCCCCGAUGCCCCGAUGCCACGAUGCACCGAUGCCACGAUGCACCGAUGCCCCGAUGCCACGAUGCCCCGAUGCCACGAUGCCCCGAUGCCACGAUGCCACGAUGCCCCGAUGCCCCGAUGCCCCGAUGCACCGAUGCCCCUAUGCCACGAUGCCCCAAUGCCACGAUGCCCCUAUGCCCCUAUGCCACGAUGCCCCUACGCCACGAUGCCACGAUGCCACGAUGCCCCAAUGCCACGAUGCCACGAUGCCACGAUGCCCCGAUGCCACGAUGCCACGAUGCCCCUAUGCCACGAUGCCCCGAUGCCACGAUGCCACGAUGCCCCUAUGCCACGAUGCCCCUAUGCCACGAUGCCCCGAUGCCACGAUGCCCCUAUGCCACGAUGCCCCUAUGCCACAAUGCACCGAUGCCCCUACGCCACGAUGCCCGAUGCCACGAUGCCCCUAUGCCACGAUGCCCCGAUGCCCCGAUGCCACGAUGCCACGAUGCCACGAUGCCCCUAUGCCACGAUGCCCCGAUGCCACGAUGCCCCGAUGCCACGAUGCCACGAUGCCCCUACGCCACGAUGCCACGAUGCCCCAAUGCCACGAUGCCACGAUGCCACGAUGCCCCUAUGCCACGAUGCCACGAUGCCCCUAUGCCCCGAUGCCCCGAUGCCACGAUACCCCUAUGCCACGAUGCCCCGAUGCCCCUAUGCCACGAUGCCACGAUGCCCCUACGCCACGAUGCCCCGAUGCCACGAUGCCACGAUGCCCCUAUGCCCCUAUGCCACGAUGCCCCGAUGCCACGAUGCCACGAUGCCCCUAUGCCACGAUGCCCCAAUGCCACGAUGCCACGAUGCCACGAUGCCCCAAUGCCACGAUGCCACGAUGCCCCGAUGCCCCUAUGCCCCGAUGCCACGAUGCCACGAUGCCCACGCCACGAUGCCACGAUGCCACGAUGCCACGAUGCCCCAAUGCCACGAUGCCCCGAUGCCACGAUGCCCCAAUGCCACGAUGCCCCGAUGCCCCGAUGCCCCGAUGCCCCGAUGCCCCUAUGCCCCGAUGCCCCUAUGCCCCGAUGCCGGAGUUCAGGGAGGGUCGCCGCUGCUCUUUCGCUGGACGGACGGAACAGAUAG